UGAGAGAGAGACAGAGUGUGUCUAACUUUUUUGUGCUGGAUCUUUAAGUCCCUUUCAUCCCCAAGAGCGAGCCUCAGUUAGCCUCUCCUCCUCCUGGUCUCCCUGGGGAAGAAAAACAUGACAGACGCGGCGACCAACAUGCGGCUGAAGCUGCCGAUCACCUGCUUCAUCCUGGAGAUCAUCCUCAUCAUCCUCUUCGGUGUCCUGGUGCAGUACGACGAAGGGACAGACGCCAAGGAAUGGCAUCACACAAACCACUCUCAGUAUGAAAACGACUUCUACUACCGAUACCCAAGUUUCCAGGAUGUGCAUGUGAUGAUCUUCAUUGGUUUUGGCUUCCUCAUGACCUUCCUGCAGCGCUAUGGCUUCAGCAGCGUGGGCUUCAACUUUCUCAUUGCAGCCUUCGCCCUGCAGUGGGCCACGCUCAUGCAGGGCUUCUUCCAUGGUAUGCAUGGAGGCAAGAUCCACAUCGGGGUAGAGAGUAUGAUCAAUGCUGAUUUCUGCACCGGCUCAGUGCUCAUCUCAUUUGGAGCAGUUUUGGGUAAAACCAGCCCUGUCCAGCUGCUGGUCAUGGCGAUAUUUGAGGUCACACUGUUUGCUGUCAAUGAGUUCAUCCUGCUGUCUGCUCUGGGAGCCAAGGACGCCGGCGGCUCCAUGACCAUCCAUACAUUUGGAGCCUACUUCGGCCUCAUGGUGACCAGGAUCCUGUACCGGCCCAACCUGGACAAGAGCAAACACAGAAACAGCUCUGUCUACCAUUCUGACCUGUUCGCUAUGAUCGGUACCAUCUACCUGUGGAUGUUCUGGCCCAGUUUCAACUCUGCCGUCACAGCUCAUGGAGACGACCAGCACCGUACAGCCAUGAACACCUACUACUCACUGGCAGCCUGCACUCUGGCCACAUACGGCAUGUCCGCCAUCACGGCGCAUGACGGCAAGCUGGACAUGGUCCACAUCCAGAAUGCUGCCCUGGCUGGUGGAGUCGCAGCAGGAACAGCUGGUGAAAUGAUGCUGACGCCGUACGGCUCCAUGAUUGUCGGUUUCUUGGCCGGCGUCAUCUCAGUCCUGGGCUUCAAGUACCUCUCACCCAUCCUCGAGGAAAAACUGAAGAUCCAAGACACCUGUGGGGUUCACAACUUGCACGGCAUGCCUGGAGUCCUCGGCGCCAUUGUGGGAGCUGUGACCGCUGCUGUGGCAACCACAGACGUUUAUGGAGCUGGUAUGGCAGACGUGUUCCCAGAUAUUGCAAGCGGAGAUAUUCAGGCGUCCUACCAGGGGGUCCGUCAGGCCAUUUCCCUCGCUGUCACCCUCGGCAUCGCCCUGGGCGGAGGGCUUAUUGUUGGUUUUAUUUUGAAGCUUCCUGUCUUCGGUGCUCCUCCUGACACCAUCUGCUUCGAGGACAGCAUCUACUGGGAGGUACCUGGAGAUGAGGAGGGUCAUGAGGACCAGCUGACCACUGUGAGGACAACGGAGACUGAGAAGCUCAACAGUUAGAGACACACACACAUACACACACACACACACACACACACACACACACACACACACACACACACACACACAGACGCACACACAAACACACAAGGAGGUCUUAACAUCCUAGGACUUGAGUAUUACACCCUCUAGGUUGUGAAAAAUCCAAAUUGACCUGCAUCUUAUUCAUAUCGACGGCCUGUUUUUUACGUGUAAAAAUACACUUUUUUUAUUCUGCAGUGAUAAAAAAUUAAAUCUCUCUUACAGUAUAAAGGUUACUGACAGCUGUGGCCACUAGAGGUCGAUCCAGAGCUGUGCCCCUCUGUGCUACAGGCCUGUGAAAACACUGCAUUGGGAAAUGAUGUGUCUAUUUGAUGAAAGAUGCUCUCUAAUUGUCCCUUAAACCGGCCAAGAAACACUGUUACAGAAUCUACUGUCAGCAGCCGUUUAAACCAAAGACAAACAGAAACUGGCUCAUUCAGUCUAAAAAAUUUGGCUACAUUUUCAUUAUAAACCAAUUAUGUUUCUGCUAUUUUCUAUAUUUCAAAUAAAGGAUUUCCAUGCAAAACAGAGCAGAGGCAUAAUUAUGUUUGUUUUUUUUGUUUUGUUGUUUAAAUAUAUGUAUUAUCAUCUAAUUCUUACGGUUUGGGAUUUUCCAUGAUUUUAUUUUUCCAUAUAAAAAUGUAUAUGAUUAGUUUAAAUAGAAAUGUCCCUGUUGGUUCACUUAUGUACCUUUUUUAUAUUAACUGUAUGUCUAAAAGUGAGUAGAUUGAUUUCUAGAUUGACCUACAUGUAAAUGGAGCAGCUGGAUUUACAGUUUAAAACAAUUCUUUGUGAAUUUAAAGGAUUUUCAAACACAAUAUUGGAUUUGUUUUUCGCAAAAUAAAUUGUUCAAGUUU
Molecule: messenger RNA, 2372 nt
Organism: Centropristis striata (black sea bass)
Lineage: Eukaryota; Metazoa; Chordata; Actinopteri; Perciformes; Serranidae
Gene: rhbg
Product: Rh family B glycoprotein
Exons: 10
Coding region: 118-1494 (458 amino acids)
Biological process (GO): ammonium transmembrane transport; ammonium homeostasis
Cellular component (GO): plasma membrane
Molecular function (GO): ammonium channel activity
Source: RefSeq, a predicted model, not a curated record